Molecule: messenger RNA, 426 nt
Organism: Nezara viridula (southern green stink bug)
Lineage: Eukaryota; Metazoa; Arthropoda; Insecta; Hemiptera; Pentatomidae
Source: the annotation of a GenBank genome assembly
AUGGCCAAAUAUUUAGGCCUUGACAAGUUACAAACUUUUGCUAAAAUUAUUAAGCAGAAUGGUGGAAUCAAAGGUUCCCUUUAUAAACUUUACAGACAAGAUGAGCUCAAACUGGGAACUUUAGUUGGGGAAGAUAAAUAUGGCAACAAAUAUUAUGAAAACAAUAUGUAUUUUUAUGGCAGGAAUAGGUGGGUCGAGUAUGCUGACUACUAUUACCUAGAUUAUGACGGUAGUCAAGUACCUGCUGAAUGGUUUGGUUGGCUUCAUUAUAAGACAGAUCUACCUCCUCACCUGGAUCCCUCAAGACCAAAGUAUCCAUGGAUGGCUGAUCACACGGAAAACCUAUCAGGAACUGCUAAGCAAUAUGUACCAUAUUCUACUACCAGGCCGAAAAUAGAAGCCUGGUGCCCUCCUAAGAAAAAGUAG